GCCGAAACCGCUGACCAAAAAUUUAGAUAACAACUUACAUUCGUCUCAUAACGAUCUAAAUAAAGAUUUUUAAAUAAAAUCAACAAAAAUGAAAUCCUUCAUUGUUUUCACCGCACUCCUGGCCUGCACCGCCGCUGCACCCGGCCUGCUCCUCCACGAAACCCCAGUGGUAGCUGCUGUCCAUACUCCAGUUAUCCACACUGUCCCCAUCGUGGCCGCUAAGACCACUGUGACCAAGAGCAGCCAAGUUGUCAACCAUGGUUCCACUCUGGUACAUUCCGCCCCUGUGGUCCAUGCCGCACCCGUGGUCCAUGCCGCACACGUGGUCCAUGCCGCACCCGUGGUCCACACUGUCACUGCCCCAGUUGUCCACACGGUCCCAAUCGUCCACACCGCUCCUGUAGUUGUGAAGACCGCCCCCGCUGCCAUCGCUCACAGUUCCUCCGUGGUGCACCACCACACUCCCAUCGUCAAGACUUUGCCCCUGAUCGCUGUUCAUCAUUGAUUUUUCAAAAAUAAAUUAUA
This is a messenger RNA of Bombyx mandarina (wild silkworm), 525 nucleotides long. RefSeq lists its product as uncharacterized. The record is from RefSeq and is a predicted model, not a curated record. NCBI's taxonomy places the organism in Eukaryota, Metazoa, Arthropoda, Insecta, Lepidoptera, Bombycidae.